UGGCCUGUGGCCAUGCUGGGGCACUGUCUUGACAGAUUUAGUCGAAUAAAUCGACCCCAGCAAUUAUUUUUCAGGUCUGAUUGAUACAGCGGUAGACCACGAGCUCAAUUGGUCUACCUUUGAGAUGUAACCAGAUCAAUUAGAGAUGGUUGGUUCUGGCAGGGCCCGGUUGAAGGCGUGCUUCCCCCACGACCCGCCUAGAAAUAAGUGGGCGAAGAUGAGAUGAGAUGACACUUAUUCUAUCAGUCGCUUUUGCCGAACGGCCGAGUUACAUUGAGUAAAGAAACCAACAUCGAUUGCUGGGCAGUGCGGGGACAGAUGUAAAGACACGCAUAUACAUACAUACGAGGAGUUUCCUCAAAGUUUCUGUCUACCAAAUCCACCCGCAAGACGUUGUUCGGCUCGGGGCUUUAGUAGAAGACACUUUCCCUAGGUGUCGCGCGGUGGGGCUGAACCCGAAAUUAUAUGUUUGCAAAGCGAGCUUCGUAACCACACAGCAAAACGUAAAACCUAAUUUAAGAUUAACGUUUGCUCGUUCUGAUUUGAUCAAAAAGUUACUUGAAAACUUAUUUCACAUAAGAAAUGGCUGAUAUAAACAGUACGUUGCUGGUAAGACAUUUACCAUCCCAGCUCACCAAUGAAGAUAAAGAAAAUUUGCUCUUUCAUUUUGGAGCCAUCAGAGUUAAAGUGUUAGAUAAUUCAAUGAAGCAUUGUGCCUUUGCAACAUUUAGUGAUGAAGAAGCUGCCAAAAAUGCUUUAGAAAGACUCCAUCAAUUGCAAGUGUUGGAUAAGAAACUUGUUGUAGAAUUUUCCAGAAAAUCCCAGCAGGAACACUUUCCAAAAUUUAUUGAUAAUGAGAGAAAACCACAGAAGGAUGACAAAAGGAAUUCUAAACAGGAAACAAGAGAGAAGAGAUUUGAACCAAAACCUCACAUCGAUGAGGCCUAUUUGAAAUGGGGCAUCCAGUACUGUGCAAACCCCCGUCUCAGUUACAUUUACCCACCACCAACUGUAUCGAUUCUUACCAACAUUGCCAAUGCUUUGGCAUCGUGUCCAAAAUUCUAUGUCCAGGUCCUUCAUUUAAUGAACAAAAUGAAUAUUCCUGCACCGUUUGGAAGUGUUACUCAAACUCCACCAAUUCCAAAUGACAGUGGACCCCAAGAGAAAGAUAAUUUAAGUAUGGAAGAAAUGGAAGUUUCAACAACUGAAGAAUCUGAGUUAGAAUCAGAUUCUGAAGGUCAAAGACUAACUCAUGCGGUGGAGCCCUCAAGAAAGCGAGUUCUAAAGAAGAGGAAGAAGCUAAAACAAGACUGGAAUGCUUUGAAGCAGAGUAUGACAGAAUCUAUUAAAUUACCUUCAACCCUACCUGCGUAUUCUGCUCGUGAUGUUUUUGACCAGGCAAAUCUACAAUCAAAGAAAAUCUCCAUCAAGUUACCUGACACAGUUGCUGUUGAAGAACCAUCUGGAGACUUAACAAUAAAUAUGGAUACAGAGACACUUAAAACAAAUGAACCUGCAGACCUGGAACAAAAUUCUUCAGGUUUUGGUAAGAUUGCGCCUUUAGAAAAGCCGAAUUUACCUGUAGAAGAGGUAGAAGAUGAUAAAUUCAAAAACAUUCAGUUUGUAUCAACUGAGAAACUCCGACAAGGAAGGAUAUCAUCGAAAGAAAUGAAAGAACUGUCAGUCUUCAAAAACUAUCAACCUGGUGAACCAUCAAGUCGACUUUAUAUAAAAAAUCUUUCCAGACAUGUCACUGAGGAUGACUUGUGGAAGAUAUUUGGUUUCUACAUCAAUUCCAAAAAUGAAGAUGAAAGGAACAUGUUUUACAUCAGACUCAUGCAAGAAGGACGGAUUCGAGGGCAGGCCUUUAUUACUCUUCCAAAUGAAAAAGUAGCCAAAGUAGCCUUGGAAGACACUAAUGGCUUUGUUCUCUACAACAGACCUAUGGUAGUACAAUUUGCCAGGUCUGCAAAACAGAAAGAAGGGGAGAAAAAAUAGAAACUGUAUUUUUAUUACUUGAAAAUAAUUAAUUGUAAAUAAAACAUCAAAUAUUUUCUACUAAUGUA
This is a messenger RNA of Octopus bimaculoides (California two-spot octopus), 2066 nucleotides long. Its product is annotated as RNA-binding region-containing protein 3. The record is from RefSeq and is a predicted model, not a curated record. Gene Ontology annotation, cellular component: U12-type spliceosomal complex. Gene Ontology annotation, molecular function: pre-mRNA intronic binding; U12 snRNA binding; protein binding. NCBI's taxonomy places the organism in Eukaryota, Metazoa, Mollusca, Cephalopoda, Octopoda, Octopodidae. Gene Ontology annotation, biological process: mRNA splicing, via spliceosome.